AUGAAGAUCUCCUCUGCAAUCAUUGUCUCCGCACUCGCGGCUACCGCUACUGCCUUUGACAAGUGGCAGCCAUGGGGUAAACGUGAUUACCCCUGCCUAAACGUUUGGCAGGGUAUUCCGGAUAACGCAACCCUAACCGAGGGACAGACGGUUCACCUUCGCUUCAACCGGAAACCAACAACACACUGCUCCGAUGCAUUGACCAAGUACCCUGCCAGCGGAUAUGGGGUGUGGCUAUAUAACAACCCCGUUCGUCAUCUGGAUACUAUCAACUAUGCGGCUUCUGUCAAGAUUGAACAAAGUGUUAAGGUUACCAAUGGUCUUAUUGAGGUGAAGAUUCCUGCUUCUCUGCCCAAGGUAGAGGAUGGAACUGUUUGGUAUUUGCGUUUGGAUACUUCUCUUGAUACUGCUCCUCAGAUGCCUACUUUGUUCAAUGCCGCUGGUCCUUUCAGUAUUACCGCUUAG
Molecule: messenger RNA, 465 nt
Organism: Penicillium angulare
Lineage: Eukaryota; Fungi; Ascomycota; Eurotiomycetes; Eurotiales; Aspergillaceae
Exons: 3
Coding region: 1-465 (154 amino acids)
Source: RefSeq, a predicted model, not a curated record